AUGGUAUGCGAGGGAAAACGAUCAGCCUCUUGCCCUUGUUUCUUCCUCCUGACCGCCAAGUUCUACUGGAUCCUCACAAUGAUGCAAAGAACUCACAGCCAGGAGUAUGCCCAUUCCAUACGAGUGGAUGGGGACAUCAUUUUGGGGGGUCUCUUCCCUGUCCAUGCAAAGGGAGAGAGAGGGGUACCUUGUGGGGAGCUGAAGAAGGAAAAGGGGAUCCACAGACUGGAGGCCAUGCUUUAUGCAAUCGACCAGAUUAAUAAGGACCCUGACCUCCUCUCCAAUAUCACUCUGGGUGUCCGGAUCCUUGACACAUGCUCCAGGGACACGUAUGCUUUGGAGCAGUCGUUAACGUUCGUGCAGGCAUUGAUAGAGAAAGACGCUUCCGACGUGAAGUGUGCUAAUGGAGAUCCACCCAUUUUCACCAAGCCUGACAAGAUUUCUGGUGUCAUAGGUGCUGCAGCAAGCUCCGUGUCCAUCAUGGUUGCUAACAUUUUAAGACUUUUUAAGAUACCUCAAAUCAGCUAUGCAUCCACAGCCCCAGAACUAAGUGAUAACACCAGGUAUGACUUCUUCUCUCGGGUAGUCCCACCUGACUCCUACCAAGCUCAAGCCAUGGUGGACAUUGUCACGGCACUGGGGUGGAAUUAUGUGUCAACACUGGCUUCCGAGGGCAACUAUGGAGAGAGUGGUGUGGAGGCCUUCACUCAGAUCUCAAGGGAGAUUGGUGGUGUUUGCAUUGCUCAAUCACAGAAAAUCCCACGUGAACCAAGACCUGGAGAAUUUGAAAAAAUUAUCAAACGCCUGCUAGAAACACCUAAUGCUCGGGCAGUGAUUAUGUUUGCCAAUGAAGAUGACAUCAGGAGGAUAUUGGAAGCAGCAAAGAAAUUAAACCAAAGUGGUCAUUUUCUCUGGAUUGGCUCAGAUAGUUGGGGAUCCAAAAUAGCACCUGUUUAUCAACAAGAGGACAUUGCAGAAGGGGCUGUGACGAUUUUGCCCAAAAGAGCAUCAAUUGAUGGGUUUGAUCGCUAUUUUAGAAGCCGAACUCUUGCCAAUAAUCGAAGAAAUGUGUGGUUUGCAGAAUUUUGGGAGGAGAAUUUUGGAUGCAAGUUAGGAUCACACGGAAAGAGGAACAGUCAUAUAAAGAAAUGCACAGGGCUGGAGAGAAUUGCCAGGGAUUCAUCUUAUGAACAGGAAGGAAAGGUCCAAUUUGUAAUUGAUGCCGUGUAUUCCAUGGCUUAUGCCCUGCACAAUAUGCACAAAGAUCUGUGCCCUGGAUACAUCGGCCUCUGCCCACGAAUGAGUGCUGUUGAUGGGAAAGAGCUACUUGGUUAUAUUCGGGCUGUAAAUUUUAAUGGUAGUGCUGGGACACCUGUCACUUUUAAUGAAAACGGAGAUGCCCCUGGACGUUAUGAUAUCUUUCAGUAUCAAAUAACCAACAAAAGCGCAGAAUACAAAAUCAUUGGGCACUGGACCAACCAGCUUCACCUAAAAGUGGAUGACAUGCAGUGGGCUAAUCGAGAACACACUCACCCGGCGUCUGUCUGCAGCCUGCCCUGUAAGCCUGGGGAGAGGAAGAAAACGGUGAAAGGAGUCCCUUGCUGCUGGCACUGCGAGCGUUGUGAGGGUUACAACUACCAAGUAGAUGAGCUCUCCUGCGAACUUUGCCCUCUGGAUCAGAGACCAGACAUGAACCGCACAGGUUGCCAGCUCAUCCCCAUAAUCAAACUAGAGUGGCAUUCGCCCUGGGCUGUGGUGCCUGUGUUCAUUGCAAUAUUGGGAAUCAUCGCCACCACCUUCGUGAUCGUGACCUUUGUCCGCUAUAAUGACACACCUAUUGUAAGGGCUUCGGGACGAGAACUUAGUUACGUGCUCCUCACAGGGAUUUUCCUCUGCUACUCAAUCACCUUUUUAAUGAUUGCCACGCCAGACACAAUCAUAUGUUCCUUCCGCCGAAUCUUUCUAGGACUUGGCAUGUGUUUCAGCUAUGCGGCCCUUCUUACCAAAACAAACAGAAUCCACCGAAUAUUUGAGCAGGGGAAGAAAUCGGUCACAGCACCCAAGUUUAUUAGUCCAGCGUCCCAGCUGGUGAUCACUUUCAGCCUCAUCUCCGUCCAGCUCCUGGGAGUGUGCGUCUGGUUUGUUGUGGACCCCCCCCAUAUCAUCAUUGACUAUGGAGAGCAGCGGACUCUAGACCCAGAGAAUGCCAGGGGAGUGCUCAAGUGUGACAUUUCUGAUCUCUCGCUCAUUUGUUCGCUGGGGUACAGUAUCCUCUUGAUGGUCACUUGUACUGUUUAUGCCAUUAAAACGAGAGGUGUCCCAGAGACUUUCAACGAAGCCAAACCUAUUGGAUUUACCAUGUACACCACCUGCAUCAUUUGGUUAGCUUUCAUUCCCAUCUUUUUUGGUACAGCGCAGUCAGCAGAAAAGAUGUACAUCCAGACAACGACACUUACUGUCUCCAUGAGUUUAAGUGCUUCGGUGUCUCUGGGCAUGCUGUACAUGCCCAAGGUUUAUAUUAUAAUUUUUCAUCCAGAGCAGAAUGUUCAAAAACGCAAGAGGAGCUUCAAGGCCGUGGUGACAGCUGCCACCAUGCAAAGCAAACUGAUCCAAAAAGGAAAUGACAGACCAAAUGGAGAGGUGAAAAACGAACUCUGUGAGAGUCUUGAAACCAACACUUCCUCUACUAAGACAACAUAUAUCAGCUACAGCAAUCAUUCAAUCUGA
Molecule: messenger RNA, 2727 nt
Organism: Enhydra lutris kenyoni (northern sea otter)
Lineage: Eukaryota; Metazoa; Chordata; Mammalia; Carnivora; Mustelidae
Product: glutamate metabotropic receptor 8
Exons: 10
Coding region: 1-2727 (908 amino acids)
Biological process (GO): G protein-coupled glutamate receptor signaling pathway; regulation of synaptic transmission, glutamatergic
Cellular component (GO): membrane
Molecular function (GO): group III metabotropic glutamate receptor activity
Source: RefSeq, a predicted model, not a curated record